Didymella exigua CBS 183.55 is the source of this 1820-nucleotide messenger RNA. RefSeq lists its product as uncharacterized. The coding region runs from base 104 to 1699 and encodes 531 amino acids. Lineage: Eukaryota; Fungi; Ascomycota; Dothideomycetes; Pleosporales; Didymellaceae. The record is from RefSeq and is a predicted model, not a curated record. The transcript has 8 exons.
AGGGCGUGGUGUGGCUCACCCUGCAUGACUGUCCCGCCCGUACUGGCGAUUUGGGCAUACCUCUAGCGCCAGCCACCCUGUACAGGACAGUAUUACUACAAGCAUGGAUGUCCUUGCACGCUUGUCAGGCCCUCUCCUAUGUAACAGAGCGGCUUGCAACCUCAGGACUUCGACCCUGUGUCGCGUCAGAAUGACUUCGAGGUUUCCCACACCGGCGGAGAUACUAUCUUUUCCUACGCCCAAUUAUGUCAAUCCCCACACCCUGCGACCGUUGGCCAUUGGCAUUAUUACGCCCGUAACGACAUUAGUCGUCAUCUUCAUCUCAUGUCGCUUCUACAGUCGCACAGUGUUGACGAAAACGCUUGGCUGGGACGAUGGCAUCAUGCUUCUUGCAGCUAUUAUCUCGGUCGGGAACAAUAUUAUGGUUAUUGCUUCGAUGUUCCCACAAUAUCGAAUGGGCUAUCAUCUCUGGGAUGUCCCGCCGCAAAUAUUAUUUGGUACCUUGAAAUCUGCUCAGAUGGGAAUGGCCUCGCAACUGCUUUUCACGGUACUCAUAACCCUCAUGAAAACUGCCAUACUCUUAACAUAUCUGCGUAUCUUUCCUUCGCGACUGAACAAACACUUCUGCUACAUCAUGCUGUUCUACACGAUCUCGCUGAAUACAGCCUGCUUCUUUGUCACCCUGUUCCAAUGCGCACCAGUCAGCACCUACUGGAACAUCUUUAAAUAUAUGGGUCGGGCCAAGUGCUUGAACAUCAAGGCAAUCUACUACUUCCAUUCAGGACAGAACACUCUCAGCGACUUUCUCAUCUUCCUGUGGCCAGCCAGGGACCUUCUAAGCGUCAGGGCGUCACUCCGUCAGCGCGUCACUUUAACAUGCAUGUUCUCUCUAGGUGUUGUAGUAUGUGGAGCGGGAGUCGCCCGUGUCUACUACACUCACAUGUACCUGAACUCGUACGAUGUGUUCUGGCAGGGUGCUAAGACCUUCAUCAUCAUGUGUGUUGAAGGUGGGAUCGGCAUUGUAUGUGGCUGCCUACCAGGGUGCAAGCCACUGAUGAACAAACUGUUCCCUCGCUAUUUUGAAGCCACAAACAACGGUUCACAAAGCUACCCGCGCCGGUGGCAGCCCAAUUACUCGAAGCAAACUGAUGACGAGGAGUCCACCUUACCCACAGAAUCACUCAGAAGCGACUCAAUGCGGAUGACCAACUUGAAAAACACCGAUGUUAGCAUCACUUCGCAACCAACAACCCUCCAGCGGUCCUCAUCGAAACAAACCCAAAAGUCCGUAGUCCCAACCUUGAGUCCGCGAAUUUCAACCUUGAGUCGUUCGACUUCCCUCACAACCACGCGCACUGCCAACGCGCGCACACCGAAUCACCACCGCUCACCAUCGCAUGCCACACAAAACACUUUUACGACUACAAUCACAGCUCAGCCGCACCUUCCACGCUCGACAUCACGUCACAGCUCCAGAUGGGGUAGCACGGACAUGAACAAGCCGCUGCCAAUGCGCCCGGCACCACCUGCCAUCGCGGCACGAGGACCGAGCGGAAGCGGUUUCCGGAGAAGCCGGAACACUUCAAGGGAGCUUAGCGCGAUUAGUAACGCGAGCACAGAGAUGUUCAUCCUGCAGGGAGAAGAUGGUGGGCCAGGGAAACAGUCGCCAGAGCGGAAGAAUGAAAUAUGGAUGGGAUAGCUUCACCAAAAGUAUCAAUCGAUUCAUUGCGUUUAUAACAGUGCCUGACGCCAGGCAUACGAUUUACUGGUAUUGUACAGGCCCACCGCUUGUCGACCGCGCCUUCACUCAACACAGAGAC